Molecule: messenger RNA, 1305 nt
Organism: Bolinopsis microptera
Lineage: Eukaryota; Metazoa; Ctenophora; Tentaculata; Lobata; Bolinopsidae
Product: transcriptional activator cubitus interruptus-like
Exons: 10
Coding region: 4-1257 (417 amino acids)
Biological process (GO): regulation of transcription by RNA polymerase II
Cellular component (GO): ESC/E(Z) complex
Source: RefSeq, a predicted model, not a curated record
AAAAUGUCUGACAAGCCAAUGAUGCCAAAAAUUGUUCAACCUCUCUGUUUUUCAUUGAGAAGCCUCAAAAACCACACGGCACGUAAAUCCAACGCUUACCCUUGUCUCAACACAAUGGAGAGGUUAAAAGCUACAGGAGACAACUGCAAUACAGUACGUGUAAACGUGCUCACACCCAGUCCAGAACGCUUUCUUCCCUCCACUAAACCAGAGGUCACUGUACUGACGCCCAGUCCUGAACGCCUUCUUCCCUCCAGCAAACCAGAGGUCACUGUAAUCAGUGACGAUUCAGAUGAUAUCCCAGAUGUGGAAGAGCCCUACUCGCUUCCGCCCACUCCUUCUAUCAGUGACGACAGUGACGACCUCUUUGUUCUCUCCUGCCUACCUAAAGUUAAAUCGGUGACAUCGUUAAGUGAAACUUGUAGAAAUAACGGUCUAGAUAACCGGAGUUUAGUCCUCAUUCCUACCGUCAAAUCAGUAACGACGGUUAGGGAGAGUGAUGAGAUACCAAGUAAUCUGAGAGUGCACCCCUGUCACUGGCGUGACUGCCACACCUCGUGUGAGACUCCUGAGUCGCUACAUAUACACAUCCUAUCCCUUCACGCCACCGUGGAGGCGAUGAGUUGCGGGUGGGCUGAUUGCUCAGUGUACGGCAAGAAGUUCCGGAACGUAGCAUUGUUCGGAAGACACGUACAGACCCACACAGGGGCUCUCAACUUCGCCUGUAUCUGGGAGGGGUGUAGUGAGAGAUUUAAAGAAGACAAAUAUCUCCAAAUACACUUGUCGACACACCUACGACAGAAAUUCAAGAAGAAAAGUGAUGACAAUAAGAAGAAAAAGAAAGAAGAAGAACAUUCCAAACAAAUCGCCAGAUCACAGUGUCUCAGAAAAAGAAGAUUGGUGUCAAACCGUCCUGUUAUUCGACAAAACUUUAUCAACAUCUUGGACGAGAACGGUAUCGAUAAGAAGACGAUGAAAUUUUUGCGGAAGAAAGUAUGCCAGAUCAAACGAUGUGCUGAUGGGUACAGGGCCAUAGAGCUAUCUGCAGAUAAAGUUGGCUACAGGCAUGACGCGGUAACUGGCAAACAGUGGCUUUUACAGGCUAAGAGAGAGCGGACACUGAUGCGUUGGUCGACCAACAAGAACGCAAAGAUCUGUGUGCCAUGGAAGAAGUGUCCGGAUGAUGUCUUGAUUCAGUUAGGACUACUUGCAAAACAACCCAGAAGACGGAAACAGAGUAGGACUCUAAUUUUAUGAUGACGAUUGUUGCAAAAUGUAGCUUUAUAUAAAGUAUAGUGUUACUUU